CGGCGGCGGCGGUGGUGGGCGGGCAUGAGGAGGUUGUGUGGGCCUGAGUAACUCACGCUGGGCCUUCUCGUUCCUCUCUGGGGCUGUUGUAUCUCGGCUCAGCCGCAAACCCAUGAGUUUGCUGCUGAUGCUGCGGCCCUGUCCUGGGCUCGGCCCUAGCCUACCCAAAAAACGUGAAGUGAAGCUCACAGUGUGGAGCUGAUGGGGAAAACUACUGCUAAGUCAGUGAGGAAGCAGGGGUUGGGGGCUGGCCUGCUGUCGGGCUGCAGCGUGUCCCUCGGGUUGGUGCCAGAAGGGUUGGCCUUGGGUUUAUCGAUGCUGCCCUUCUUCCAGUCCCUGCUGUAGAUUCACCAAGUUCAAAAGACUCACUGACAGAAUUCCUGCUUUUAAAUUUUAUUUUUAUGCUUUUUCUUAUAUCUCAGUGCUUUUAAUUCUGCAAAGGGGCCUUCAAUCAGUACCACACCGAUACAACAGCUAUAGCACUGUGGUUUUACAGCACUGACAACAUUUAAAAAACCUCUGAGAAAGACAUCUUGGCUCUUGAGGUUUUGGCAGCUAGCCCGAUUCACCCUUUCCUAUUGCGAUGUCGGAAUGAUUCACCAAGUUUUGUUCUGAGAUGGAUGCAAAGUUUUAACACCAGCACCUCAGGAACCUCCGCAGAAGGCGCUUUCAUUGCUUCAGAGGGUCUCAGGUUCAGCUACUCCAUUACAGCCUUAGGUUACAUUCCUCAUCAAAGGCAGAGAGACCCUGCUGACAUUUUCUUGCUCCACCAGGGGAGGAUUGCUUUUCAAUGACUCGUGCCUGCUGUGUCAUGUCUGGAGCUGGAGCUGAGUGGAGCCGCUGGGAGGUUGCGUGUGACAGGCUGUGCAGUUGCAAGUCUGAUUUUGCUCAAGUCCCCUGGACUUCAUGGAAAAUAAGGUGGAUUUAGACCCAGAGGAACCAUUGGAAAGCUUGUUGGCUUAAUGAUUAACACCUUGCAAUGCUGUGGGAGUGUUAGGACAAAGAGACCUCUGGACUUGUGUGUUCUCUCCGAAGAGCAGGCAGACGCUGCCCAUGCACUGAAACACAUCCAUUCAGUAGAGGGAAUUAACUGGCAGGUUGGGGGAUCUUGGUUGCCUGAGGACUCGCCGGUGUUGGCAACGUGCGUGCAAGCCCACCCCACCAAGCAGAGCGGCACAGCCCAGCCGCCCCAGGCAGCAUGUCCCUCCGUGAGCACGCGCUGUCCCUCUUCCGCAGCGCGGUGGGCACCGUCCGCCCAGCUCCAAUGCUGAAGAGGGCACUGAAGCUUCAGGGAGAGGGGUGCCCUCAGCUGCUGGUGAACAGCCGUGCCUUCCCGUUGAAGAGGGACCUGUACUUGGUGGGUUUUGGCAAAGCUGUGUUGGGGAUGGCGGCGGCAGCAGAAGAGAUCCUGGGAGACCACCUCGUUCGGGGGAUCAUCAACGUGCCGCUAGGCAUCCAGGAGAGCCUGCAGCGAGCGGGAAUGCAGGAGAUGCUGCUGAAGCCACACAGUAGAAUCCAGGUCAUUGAAGGUGCCAAGAACAACCUCCCUGACCCAGAGGCUCUUAGGGGAGCAAAUGCCAUUCGGGAGCUGGCUGAGGGCCUGACGGCAGAUGACCUGCUCCUCGUGCUCAUCUCAGGAGGUGGAUCAGCCCUGCUGCCUGCCCCCAUCCCUCCCAUUCUCCUGGAGGAGAAGGAGAAACUCACAAAGAUGCUGGCUUCCCGAGGAGCUGCCAUACAGGAGCUGAACACUGUCCGGAAAAUUCUGUCUUUGCUGAAGGGUGGAGGGCUGGCCCGCCUCGCAUAUCCUGCUCAGGUGGUGAGCCUCAUCCUUUCCGAUGUGAUUGGCGACCCUCUGGACAUCAUAGCGAGCGGGCCCACUGCUGCCAGCUCGCACAGCGUCCAAGACUGCCUUCAGAUACUGGCCAAAUACAACCUGCUGCACAGCCUGCCCAGCUCCGUGGACGCAGUCCUCUCCAGCUCUCCCACCAAGCCCACUGCUGCAGAAGACUUCUCCCACGUUUGCAACAUCAUCAUUGGGUCAAACGCGCUGGCUUUGGCUGAGGCCAAGCGCCAAGCAGAGGGCCUGGGCUAUGCGGCCCUGGUUCUGAGCGCAGCGAUCUGCGGGGACGUUGGCCGCGUUGCUGCGCUGUACUGCCGGCUGAUCUGCCUGCUCUGCCUGCACUUGGCCGGCCUUGGGGAAGGGCCUCGGGGCGCUGAGGUGAGGGGGACUCUCCUGCAGCUGGCCACGGAGUUAGACAUCCCAGGCUUGAACAUGGCUGAGUUUCUGCAGGCCCUGCGAGGAUUGGAGCCCCAAAAACCGGUCUGCAUCCUGGCCGGAGGAGAAACUACGGUUCGGCUUCAAGGAACCGGGAAGGGAGGGAGAAACCAAGAGCUGGCUCUGCGAGUGGGGCUGGGGCUGCACGGCGCACGGGGGGUUGAGGCCAGCGGUCCCCUGGGCGAGUGUGAUGUCAUCUUCCUGAGCGGGGGAACGGACGGGCAGGACGGGCCAACGGAGGCAGCAGGGGCUUUCUGCAGCCCGGAGCUGGUGGCUGAGGCUCUGCAGGAAGGCCUCGAUGCAGAGACCUUUCUCAGCAACAACGACUCCUACGCCUUCUUCAGCCACUUCCAGCGCGGGCGUCACCUCCUGGUGACUGGCUUGACGGGCACCAACGUCAUGGACAUCCAGGUUAUUUUAAUUCGAGCCACGGACAGACCAUGAGAGCUCCCUCCGCAGAUAUUCAGAUGUAUUUAAUUAGGACCGGGGGUAAAUAAGGCUAUAAACAUUGCAGAUGAAACUACUUAAAUUAGGGCUAGCUGUCAAGGGUGCUAAUAUCUUUGACAGCAAGAGUCUACUAAUUAGACAAAAGCAAAUCCACGGUAAAAGCAUCGGGAACAGUCAAGCACUUGUAAUUGGGAUCAGAGGAAGGUAAGCAGUCACGCUGUGGACGUGGAUGUUACAUUUAGCACUUCUGCAGAGAGCCAGCGCUGCUGCGACAGCUUCAGCUGGGAGUGAGAGGCACGGAGAAAGCGAGGCCGUGGCACGGCUGCUGGGGAGAGCUCCCCCUGAUCCCGGGAGAGCCCCUGUGGAGGCAGCUGUGCGUUAGGAGCUUUCGUGGUGGUGUUUUCCGACUGGCCGGAAAACAGUCGCGCAUCCAGCCUGAGCCACUGACCUUUCUUCUGUGCCGAGGCAGAAGUCGCUGUCACUCUGAUUAACUCUGCUAAUUCUGCAGAACAAAAGGCAAGGAAGUCUCCGUGCUCAGCUCUCCUGACCCAUGCCGCUGAGCUGAUCAAAGGGCAAAGCUGCCGGAGCCUUGCUUUGACAGGGAGCUGCUCCCCCCCCUCGAGAACGCCGUGGUGAUGCCGGUUUCGCCGCUGACUGCUGUGCAGUAAGUGGGAGAGCAGAGAUGGGCUGGGUUUCCCAGGAUGGGGGGCUGAAAUUUGCCUACCUAUUCCAAAGGCUUCAGCUCAGCAGCCGGUAUGACCCAACACAUUCAACUCCUGUGAAAAAUGCGCCUAUUUGUCACAGAGCCUAAGUGGGAGCUGAGCUCCUUUGAAAAUCCAGCCCUAAUUUAAUAGGACACACUCGACUCAGACUCUUCCCAGACAGACUCGCCCGCUCCGUGCGGCUGAUCUCAUCUCGUGGUGUCACGGGGCAGUCGUCGCGUGCUCCGCUCAGAGGUGGAUGGGCGGGUGGAUUUGUGAGGAGGCUGUGACACCUCCUCCUGCUUUGCUCCGUAAGCUGCUAUCUGACGGGCAGGGGUGUUGGCAGGACUGCCAAGGGGGGCAGCCCCUUCCCCUCGCGAUCAGUGCCAGCCUGAGCUCGGUGGCAAGGAGCGAGCCUGGGGAUUUGAAAACGCAGCUCUCGCCCCAGGGGGGAACCGUAUCGCCACGUCUCCUUUGUGCUUCGGGACUGGAGGUCUUCUGCAGCAUGCCUGAGCUGGCUUAGGCUGGCAGACAGCUUGGAGAUCUGCUUGAGGAGAGCUGCCAAGCGUCACACAGCUCGUCGGGGGCUGAGGGCACGGGAGAAGCCGCUUUGUGUCGGGUGUUUUCCCUGAAGGUCACCGGUGGGCUUCCGAGCGUUUGGUUUCGCUGUGUGCCCGACGUGCCAGCCCUGCAGGCGGACAAGCCAAAAUGCCCGGUCUGGGGCCAGCUGAACUGGCUGAGCCUGGCCCCGGGGUGCUGCAAUUGCUUCUGAUCGAGUGAAAUCCAGAGUGACUCCAGCUCCAGCCGUUCCCUGGCUUCUCCUGGGAAAUCAUAGAAUCACAGCACGGUUGGGAUGGAAGGGACCUCCCAGCGCCACCCCUGCCAUGGGCCGGCUGCCCCCCAGCUCAGGCUGCCCAGGGCCCCUCCAUGGCCUGGGGCACCUGCAUGGAUGGGCACCCACAGCUCUGGGCAGCAGUGCCAGCGCCUCGCAGCCCUCUGAAAAUCAAAAAAUAAAAAUAAAAUGAUCCGGAGCAGUUUUCCUUUUUCCCAGCAAAUUUACAGUUGUCUUCAGAGGAACUGAUUUGUUCCAAAAUAACUUUCCUUCCGUCAUCUUUCUCAACAGGAGGCUUUGCAAACAGAUCUGGGGGAACUGGCGGAGACGAAGCGGCGUUGCGUUUGGCUCGUCUGUCCUUUUCCAGAUGAGUGACGUAGCCUUGUCUUUCUUCCUGCUCCUCUCCCUCGGUGUGUGCUGUGUCCGGUGGGCGAGGUGAGCGGCUCGGCUCGGUGCUCCCCUUCCCCUGGGCACUGCAAACCCGGGCAGGGCUCCCUGCUGCUCCCACACACGCCCUGAGCAGCGUCCUUGCAUUCCGAGCAGCGGCGUUUCACUCAUGAUUAAAAGCACUUUGCUGAGGCGAGGCUGAUGAAAGGUUGGUUGAGAGGAUGGAACCGUGUGAAGUGCAUUUCACAUCUACGUUCACUUGGCCUCCCUGUCCGGUUUUAUUUUUGUCCCCUUUUCUAACGAGGAACACCAGCAGCGCUGCUGGGGACCUGGGGCUGUACCUGCCUGGGACACCCGUGCUGCUCCAGCUCACCUGGGGCAAGGAGGAAACCCAGGGAGGGACUGAGAGCACGGAGCGAGUGCAGCUCCUGGCCAUCCCUACACACCCUGCACCCUCUGGGAGUGGUGUCCUCAUCCCCACGGAGGGGACAUGGGGACAGCGGUGGGAGAGCUCGCUGAGGGCUCUGCUGAGCGGGGCGGCUCGCGGCCGAGCGCCGCUGAUGGCCGGGAUGGUAACGGUGCGACGAACGGCGCGAGCUUCUGGCAGUGAGUUCAAAAUCUUGGCUGCUGCCCUUGGCUCCGCUCUUGCCUCUGAGGAGACAUUAAUAUCACAGCUCCCCAGCAUUCCCAUUAUCACUUCAUUAAGGAUCCAAUAAUGAUAAAUGCGGAUGGUUUUAUUUUGCGCCGAGCCUGAUUAAUGGCUAAUAUUUCACGAGGUGUUAAUGGGGCCCUUCCUUUAUGAAGUGAUCGGAAGGGGCCUGCCUUUAAUCUCUUCCACGAGCUGAGUAAUUUCCACUAUUUUCCUUAACGCGACAGAUUUAAUGCAAACCUUUACAGAGCAGUGGCGGCCUCUUGAGAAACUUUGAGGAGCGCGGUUUGGGGUGGCCCGCGCUGCUCCUCUUCCUCCUCCUCCUCCUGCAUGCUGGGCCACGCAGGGAAGCUGCAGUGGGACGGAGCGGGGCACCCCCGAGCUCAGCUCCUGGAGAACACGGGCUGCUCCCCGCUGCCAGACCCCAGCGCCUUGCACGGCUUCAAUCCCUAUAUGAAGCGAGGUGUAUAAUCACAUAGGAAUAAAAAGCCAUACAGGACGGUGAGGUGCUCCGUGCCGGCCAGGAUGGACACAGGGAGCCCCCGUAGCUCUUGUGGGGCUCCGUGGGGAGGCAGAGAAGCCCUGUGUGAAACAAGAGAGGUGUAUUUCAGCGCGGGGUCCUGCAGCAGCCCCGCAGGGUGUGACUGCUUGCUCCGUGUUAACGGGGCCCCACCCCUGCACCGAGCUGGAUCGAGCAUCACCGUCUUAUCCUGGAGCAUCCCCACGCUGUGCCUGCUUGUACCGCCGCUCGCGCUGGUUCAGCCCCAAACACCCCCUGCUGCAGACACCCGGUGGGGAGGAGAAGGGAUUCAUCCCGCAGCCAUCCCCCUGCACUGGAGCAUCCCCGCGCGUCCCCUCGCUGUCUCGCCGGGGAGAAGUGGAGUGAGCGGAUCCAGGGAGCUGUCAGCGCCCGGCGCGCUGCUGUCAGAGCGCAAAUCCCCUGGCAGCCCAUUAGGAGCAGCUCCAGGCUGCCCGCGGGAGCUCUUGACAGGAGGCCAGACACCGGCGCGAACAAACACGGCUCCUCCGCUACCAAGGUGGACGUGGGCGGAAUGACGCCGGGGAUCGCUUCCCCCGGGUCGCUGCCCCGGGGCACUGCGGUGCGGGAAACCCACCCGAGGCGAAGGGUUUGCGCCCGCUCUGAUCCGCACUGGGGCAUCACCUCGGGCAGCUGCAGAGGCGCGGUGCCACCCCGGGGCCCAUCGGCCCUUAGGGAACAGCAGCGCAGCCGCGUGCCGCCAAUCCAAGCCGCCGCGCGGCAGCACCGGGAAGCUCGGAUCCUCACAUCC
Numida meleagris (helmeted guineafowl) is the source of this 6580-nucleotide messenger RNA. It is a transcript of the gene GLYCTK, whose product is annotated as glycerate kinase. Gene Ontology annotation, biological process: protein phosphorylation. Gene Ontology annotation, molecular function: glycerate kinase activity. Bases 1199 to 2719 code for a protein of 506 amino acids. Lineage: Eukaryota; Metazoa; Chordata; Aves; Galliformes; Numididae. Gene Ontology annotation, cellular component: cytoplasm. The transcript has 9 exons. The record is from RefSeq and is a predicted model, not a curated record.